AUGGCAACAGAACAGUAUGACGGCUACAGCCCACAGGUGGCAGACGACUGGCCCAGCGCCGACAUGUCGGACCAGUUGCAACAUGGUCCCAUCUCGAACCCCACCGUCCCAGACCCGGCCGGCGACGACCUCGCCUACAAGCCCAACACCCGCGGCAACAGCUUCAACAACCCACCGCCAAACGGGUGGCUCUACCCUCACAAGAAGGGUAUCGGCACAGGAUCUAAUCUGGAGCCCUUCAAGGCCGAAAUCGAGGCCCGCACCCAGCGAGGCGAGAACUGCAAGGCCAUCGCCGCCGCACUGAACGCCAUGGGUGUCCAGACGAGCGAUCGUGCCGUCAGUCGUGUGCGCAUCAGAUGGGGGAUGAGGAAGAGGGCCCAGCGGAAGGUCAAGACGCCUCCGCCCGACGCCGACACCGUGCGGCUCAGUGCCAAGUCCAAGGUUCAGGCGAUGAGGAAGGCCGAGUUGAUCCGCAUGACAAGAGAGGGCAUGUCUCCGGAGGAAAUCUACCAGAGCUUGACGUCUCGCGGCAUGGAGCUCAAGAAGGGCGUUGCGACGGUGCUGCGUCUGCAGAGUGCCUGGGGUGUUGCGCGCGACGAGAAGCGGUGGCUCGGCAAUUUCCGACACCAAUGCCACAAAAAGGCAAAGGCACAGCAGGAAGACGCGUUCACGGACAUCGCAAAAGAGCUGGGCGUGCAAGAUAUCAAAGGUUGGGCCCAGGAGAAGAUGAAGGAGCAGGCUGCGAGGCAGGCAAGGCAUGAGCUGGCGUUGAAGCUCAUGGGGGAGCACGCGCCUACAAAUCCCGAGCGGAGGAAGUUGCAAAAGCCUCGCAGGGCAAACGGUCCUUUUGUCAAGCAGGCAAAGGCGAACGACGCCGAGGGGGAGUCUGACAGUGGGAGUUCCGAAGAUGAGGCAGAAUCGGGGUCAGACUUUCCCGGCCCAGUCACAGACUUGAGGUUUGGGUUGCUUGACUCAGCUCGUCAAGGUGACCAAAAUCCCGGGAGCGACGGACGUGUGCCGUCGCAGCACGACCUUCAUGAUGGGGAGCAGCCUUCCAGUUACUCAGCAGCUUCUACUACCAACGAUCCAUCCAGUCUCGGUGGAGGCGUUGAUGCUGGUGGGUAUCAUGAGUACCCGCCGUUGCACGACCAGCCGGAUGAUACGAUGUACGGCUCCGAAGACGACCAGCACGGCAUUGCGAGUGUUGCAUCUCGCGUGCCCUCACACAUGGUCGACCCCAUGCCCCAAUCCACGUCUGGCCCGCACUUUCCCAUGGCCCAGCCUCCACCGUCUUCAAAUGAGAUGAUGGUCGCGGCUCCUCCACACCCAAAUCCUCUUGGAUCUUCUAUGUCGUCGCAGCCCGCCGAGACGAGGUCGGCACAGACGGCUCCCACAGCCACUGUUGCCAUGCUUCCAGGCUACGGAGAGAAAUAUCCAACACAACUCAACGCGAGUGUUGCAUCCGCGUCCAAGCCUGUACCAUCAGUCACGUCCGGUCUGGUGCUUCCCCCUGAGGAGGCAGAGGCCAACAAAUCAACGCUUAGUACGCUCGACCAUUACAAUGACGCUGCUCGAGUAUACAAGGAUUUGUUAGAGGCAAGGAACAACAACAAGCCACUCCCUGGCAGCUUGACCGGCAUGCCGCCCUCGGCGAAGGAGGUCGACUCUGCCAAGCACAAGCUCAAGGAGGCCACCCAAGCCAUGAUGCUCGCAUUGGACUAG
Molecule: messenger RNA, 1722 nt
Organism: Diaporthe citri
Lineage: Eukaryota; Fungi; Ascomycota; Sordariomycetes; Diaporthales; Diaporthaceae
Exons: 2
Coding region: 1-1722 (573 amino acids)
Source: RefSeq, a predicted model, not a curated record